Ipomoea triloba (trilobed morning glory) is the source of this 2289-nucleotide messenger RNA. RefSeq names its product cold-responsive protein kinase 1-like. Lineage: Eukaryota; Viridiplantae; Streptophyta; Magnoliopsida; Solanales; Convolvulaceae. Gene Ontology annotation, molecular function: ATP binding; protein kinase activity. Gene Ontology annotation, biological process: protein phosphorylation. The record is from RefSeq and is a predicted model, not a curated record. The transcript has 8 exons. Bases 234 to 2162 code for a protein of 642 amino acids.
AGAAGGUAACGUUCAGUGACCUAAUUAAGUUACUUUCAGUGGUCGAAUUAGAUUACCUUCAAUAGUUAAUUUGCACCUUAUUCCAUUUUCAUUUAUAUUACCUGAAUAAUGAAAGGCAGGAAACCAAGACCGGCAAUUUCAAUAUAUUUACCGGCCCUCUAUUUUUUAAAGCCAUGUAAAUUUGUGUAUUUCUCCUCCGAUCCUUGAGCAUAGAUACAGUACAGUUGCAGACAAUGGCAGGCUCAGGCAGGUGGUGGUGGUUGGCGGUGGUGAUGUUGGUAGUAUCCGUAUCAGAACCUGCAUUCUCCGACCCACAAACCGAAAUAGUCGACCAGGGUUGCGGCCUGUACCAUGUUAGCGAUGUGCCAAAUUAUAACAGGGAACUCAACCUCAGCUUUGCUGAUCUGAGAAACCAGUUAUCCAGCGCCAAUAAACACUUUGCCACCUCCACUCAGAAGACUGUCUACGCAAUGGCACAGUGCAGAAAGUACCUCUCCACUGCGGACUGUGUGGCCUGUUUCGAUGCCGCCGUGUUAGUAACCCGAAACUGCUCCAACGCCGGAGUCAACUCUGCUAUUCUCGUAUUUGAUGGGUGCUUCCUAAGGUACAACAAUGGUUACUUCUAUGACCAGAGUAUAGAUGAGAUUAUAGGAGGAACCUAUCGAGUUUGUGGUAAUCGAACUGCCAGCAAACAAAAUAUUUUCAAUGCCACAGCAGCACAACAACUAAAUGAGCUUCUACUUGCAACGCCCAGAAUUCAUGGCUUUUACGCUGCAGCAAAGCUUCAGGAGGAAUCUCCUGGUGGUGCUACCACCUAUGCGGUGGCGCAAUGUGCUGAAACCAUGAGCGAAAGCAACUGUAAAGAUUGUUUGUCAGUAGCUUACAAUAACAUAAAGGAUUGUUUACCUAAUUCUGCGGAUGGAAGAGCUGGGGUUGAUGCAGGAUGUUUCUUGAGAUAUUCAGACACCCCUUUUUUUGCUGAUAACCAGACAACUGACAUAACACCCUUCCUAGGAAGAGGGAAUAGUUCAGGAAAGAAGAAACCUAUUCUUGCGGGUGUAGUCGGUACUGUAGGGAUCAUUUUGGUAUUAGCAGCCCUUUUCCUUUGGUAUCUGCAAUCAAGAAAGCAAAAUGCUUGGAUAAGAGGCAAUAUUUUGGGGACAAAGAGCUAUAUAUAUAAAGAUUUGAAAGCUGCAACAAAUGAUUUCAGCGAAGAAAAUAUACUGGGUAAAGGAGGUUUUGGUGAUGUAUAUAAGGGCACCCUACAAAGCGGGGAUGUGGUGGCAGUAAAGAAACUGAUAGCAAUUUCUAGUAGAGCAAAGGCAAACUUCGAGACUGAAAUUAGUCUUAUUGCAAAUGCGAAUCAUCCCAAUCUCAUUCGUCUAUUGGGAUAUUCUGGCAAUGGAAAAGUGCUCAUACUGGUUUAUGAAUACAUGGCAAAUGCCAGCCUUGACAAAUACAUAUAUGGAGAGAAACGGGGGAUGCUGAAUUGGAAGCAAAGGGUAGACAUAAUAUUGGGUAUGGCUAGAGGUCUUGAGUAUCUGCAUGAGCAGUUCGAUGUAUGCAUCAUACACAGAGACAUCAAAUCUAGCAAUAUACUACUUGAUGACGAAUUCCAACCCAAAAUAGCUGAUUUUGGUUUAGCAAGGCUUUUACCAGAAAAUAAGACUCAUCUUACAACUAAAUUUGCAGGGACUUUGGGAUAUACAGCGCCAGAAUAUGCAAUUCAUGGCCAUUUAUCAGAGAAAGUUGACAUCUAUAGUUUUGGCAUUGUUAUCCUAGAGAUCAUCAGUGGGCGACGGAGCAGUGACUUAAAAGUUGAGCCUGUAACUGAGUAUCUCCUAGAACAGGCAUGGAAAUUGUACGAGAAUGAUGAACAUCUAGGACUCGUGGACAAUAAUUUAGACCCAAAUGAGUAUGAGGCAGAGGAAGUGAAGAGAAUGUUGGAAAUAGCAUUGGUGUGUACCCAAUCACCCUCGAAGAUAAGGCCAAGCAUGUCAGAAGUGGUGGUCAUGCUUUCAAGUACUGAUGCCUCAAUCAUUCAAAAACCCCAAAACAGGCCAACCACUAUUACUGAUUUCAAUAAGAGGAUGCCUACAGCUACAAACACUUCAACACUAACUAAUGCCACCAUUUCAUUUUCUCGUUUCUCAGGCCGCUAGGUACGCCUAUUUUGAUCUUGCUAGCUUACUUGUGAAUUAGCUACGCCUAUUUUGAUCUUGCUAGCUUACUUGUGAAUUGUGACGUGUUUGUAUUUAUUUAUUUAUUUAUUUAUAGAUUUUUUUUACC